This is a messenger RNA of Hydra vulgaris (swiftwater hydra), 1153 nucleotides long. Its product is annotated as trace amine-associated receptor 7d. Gene Ontology annotation, cellular component: plasma membrane. Gene Ontology annotation, molecular function: G protein-coupled receptor activity. The record is from RefSeq and is a predicted model, not a curated record. Gene Ontology annotation, biological process: G protein-coupled receptor signaling pathway. Lineage: Eukaryota; Metazoa; Cnidaria; Hydrozoa; Anthoathecata; Hydridae.
UUUAGAUUUUUAUGGGUUAUUGGUUUCAUUGAACUUUGAAGAGACUUUAUAAAAUCUUUUAUAAAAAAGCAUUUUAUGGAAUACAAAUGCAUACUAGAAAUUUUUUUUUUGAAAAAUGAACGUAACCAGUUAUAAAAUUUAUAAAAUUGCGUGUAAUGGAAUGUUGCAUUUUAUGCCUUUACGUCCUUCGUGUGCAAUCUCUAUUUAUAUUUCUUCCAGCCUUCUUAUAGCUCUUAUACCACCUACAGCUAUUUUAAAUGUAAUUGCAUUCGCCGUUAUAUUAAAGACAAAAAAACUGCACACUCCACCAAAUGUUUUGUUAGCAAGUACAGCUUUAUGUGACUUUCUAAGUGCAAUAAUAAGCAUGCCUUUUUGGGCUUUAGUUUGGUUAUUUGCGCUUCAUGAAAAGCAUUAUUGUAGCAUCUACGUAGCGGCAGUAUUUGCAUCCCAUGUCUUAUCGUACUUAUCUUUUUUACUUGUCAGCUUUAUUUCAAUUGAUCGUUAUUUGGCAAUAUUUAAACCAUUUUUUUACGAAGAAAAAAUAGCACCCAAUCCUCAUUAUUACGCCCGGUCGGUUAUAGCAUUAACGCUGUUAGUAACAGUAAUCAAUGGGCUUAGUCUACUUACUCCCAACAAAAAGCUUAUUGAAAUUGUAAUACUUUUAUCGUUGCCCCCGUUUAUACUUCAAAGUGUGUACAUUCAUUUAAAGGUUCUUCAAAAAGUAAACGAAGUGCGAAAAAUGAUUUCCGCUUUUUCUAUUGAGCAAAAUGGAUAUUCAAAAAAAGAUAAAUACAUGGAUGCUAUGGCAUUAGAAACAUCGGAACAAAGCAGCUGUACCAAACUAAAUGAAGAUUCCAAAAAUAAUCAGAGAAAAAUUAGACGAAUGGAAAAGCAAGUAAAUAUAUACCACCUCACUUUUAUUUUGCUUGUAUCAGUUGUAAUGUGUUAUAUGCCCUAUAUAUCAAUAACUAUAAUGCUUAGAUUAAUGCCACAGCUUCGUUAUGAAGAAUGGACAAACACAACUUACAUGUGGUCCUACUUUAUCACUUGUAUAAAAUCGUUAGCUAAUCCUUUAAUGUACUGCUUUCGCUCACGAAUGCUGAGAGAACAAAUUAGAAAGACAUCAAGAAAGUUUAAAAAUGCAAGAAAAUGA